AAAUGGACUCGUCCCGUAAUCACCUUUGACCUCCAGUCGGACGUAAACAAACCCCCAGCCCGCGAAAACCGGUCCAAACUGGUACCGCAGAAAAGCAGUUACGGGACAAAAACUCCGGGAGUCAGCUAUUUUUAGAGAUAAUUAUCCAUCAUGCCACUCUGGCAACUUGCAAGAGUGCAGCACAGACUUGCACAACAGCUUGGCAGAUGCACAACCCGUUUGUGCAGCCAAUCUGCGUCUGCUGGCGUACCGUACGAGACAACGCUGAAGUCUGAUGACGCGGGCCCGUCAUCGGUGCCCUCGGAGGCUGACGUUGUGGUGAUUGGUGGCGGGAGUGUGGGCUGUAACACGCUGUACCACCUGACCAAGCUGGGGGUCAGCAAUGCUGUACUACUGGAGAAGGCACAGCUGACAGCUGGGACAACAUGGCACACUGCAGGACUGGUGUGGAGGUUACGUCCCAAUGAUGUAGAAGUGGAGUUACUGAGCCACACACGUGACCUGUGUCAGGAUGUGCUGGGGAAGGAGACAGGGUUAGAUACCGGCUGGAUCAACAACGGGGGCAUCUUCAUCGCAUCUAACAAGGAGAGACUAGACGAGUACCAGAGAAUGAUGACUCUUGGGCGCAACUAUGGCGUGGAAUCCUACGUGUUGUCGCCAGAGGAAACCCAGAAGAUUUACCCGCUGAUGAACGUGUCGGACAUGUACGGAGCGCUCUACAGUCCGGGGGACGGAACCAUCGACCCUGCAGGCUUCUGUACAACACUGACCCGUGCCGCCAAAAAGGGAGGGGCCAAGGUGGUAGAGAACUGCUCUGUAACGGGUAUCCAGGUGAAAGAGGAUGACUACGGCACCAAGAGAGUCUUUGGAGUGGAGACAUCACAUGGUACCAUCAAGACCAAAGCUGUAGUCAACUGUGCAGGUGUGUGGUCACCAUACAUUGGACAGAUGGCAGGAGUGGCUGUUCCACUUAUCGCCAUGCACCAUGCCUAUGUGGUGACUGAGAGGAUAGAAGGUAUCCAGAACAUGCCCAACAUCAGAGACCAUGAUGCCUCAGUGUACCUGAAACUCCAGGGUGACGCUCUGUCCUGUGGUGGCUACGAACCUAACCCUGUCUUUUGGGACAAGGUGGACAAAGACUUUGCGUUUGGUUUGUUUGAGCUGGACUGGGACGUGUUCAGUGUCCAUGUGGAGGGGUGUGUCAACAGGGUACCAGUCAUCGAGAGGACAGGCAUCAAGUCCACGGUGUGUGGGCCAGAGUCCUUCACUGCCGACCACAAGCCCUUGAUGGGAGAGUCCCCCGAGGUGAGAGGGUUUUACCUAGGCUGCGGGUUCAACAGUUCAGGGAUGAUGCUGGGGGGAGGGUGCGGUCGCGAGCUGGCUCGGUGGAUCGUCAACGGACGACCAACACUGGACAUGUACGGCUACGACAUAAGACGUUUUCCCACCUGUCAAACUAGUGACAACCGUUGGACGCGGGAACGUAGCCACGAGGCGUACGCCAAGAAUUACUCCAUAGUCUUCCCUCACGAUGAGCCGCUCGCUGCGAGGAACUCCAGGACGGACCCUUUUCACGAAGUGUUGCUGGAGGCAGGAUGUGUGUUUCAGGAGAGACAUGGUUGGGAGAGACCUGGGUACUUCACACCACAGGGGCCCACUCCUAUCCCAGACUAUGACUACUAUGGUGCGUAUGAAGAUCUCCCAGCCAAUGAGGUAAACCUUUACAACGACAGACUGAGAGAUGACUAUACCUUUGACUUUCCCAAGCACCAUGAUGUGAUUGGAAAGGAAUGUGUAGCCUGUAGAGAGCGAGCCGCUGUGUUCAACAUGUCCUACUUCGGGAAAUACUACCUGACUGGGCCUGAUGCACAGAAGGCAGCUGACUGGAUCUUCUCAAACAAUGUGGACAAACCACCUGGCUCCACAGUGUACACAUGUAUGUUAGACAAGACAGGAGGUAUAGAGAGUGAUCUGACUGUGAGCAUGAUCAGUUCUGGGGAGGGCUCGGCCAUGGACCCUUCGUUUGAUGGUAAGGAUCUACAUGCAGUAGGAGGGGGUUCAGCGCAGCGUAACUGGUCCCACAUCACAGACAUCCUGCAGGACAACAGGUUCAACUGUCAGCUGGCAGACAUGUCCCACGACAUGGGCAUGCUCAGUAUACAGGGACCCAGAAGCCGAGACAUCCUCCAGGCGCUAACAGACACAGACCUGGGCAACGAGGCCUUCCCCUUCUCCACUAACCAGGUGAUCACCAUGGCAGGACACAGAGAUACCGUCACUGGCACGCCGACAUCCGCCCUGAUGACACCCCGUUUGAAGCUGGCCUAGCGUUCACCUGUAAGCUGAAGUCCAGUACACCCUUUCUGGGGAGGGAGGCCCUGGAGAAACUCAAACCUCAGGGACUGCAGAAAAAACUGGUCUGCUUCACUAUUGAUGAGCAUGUUCCCUUGCUGGGUCUGGAGGCCAUCUGGAGGAACGGCGUAGUCGUGGGAUACCUGCGCCGCGCAGACUACGCCUUCACGCUGGGUAAGAGUAUCGGUUACGGCUACGUCAGGGAUCCCGAGGGAGGGAAGGUCACUGCGGACUUCCUGAAGGCCGGAGACUACUCCAUCGAAAGGAUGGGCGUGGUGUACCCGGCAACCAUACAUCUGAAAACACCCUUUGACCCACAGAACAAUAGGGUUAAGGGCAUCUAUGCUGACAAUGGCAAUGUGAAAGCAGCAAGCUUGUAGAUAGGGAAACAAUACAUGUAGGACAUAAAGCAAUAUCUACAUCAUUGGAGUAACCAUCCUGACAACAAAAAGUUCUUUGCGUGAUAAUUAGCUAUGCAAGUAUGGAAAAACUGAAGUUGUUAUGGGCUGAUCUCAUAGUCCUGCCCAUCUCCAGUAAAAUGUGGAAAAUGUAAAAUACAAACAUAGAAAUGCAAAUAUUUGAUUGACAAGGGGUCAGUCUCUCAUUGGUCUAACUGCUUAUUGCCAUUUUAUCAUUGGUGGAACUGCUAAUUAUGAUGGACAGUCAGGAUAGGUCUAUGUACCCAAAUGCUACCACAGGAACCACAAAAUCAAAGUACCAGUCUGGUUAAUCUUUCAGAUUUAAUGAAUUUAUGAAUGGAUUAAUUGUAACGACAUUUAGACUAGGAAUUUCAUCAGUAGUUGGUGAGAAGAUAUGAGCAUUUGGGAAUUGUUUCAUGUCGUAAAUGGUUUAUGACUUGUGACCUUUCGUCAAUAAUAGAGAGAUUAAAUCAGAUUUGUGACAUUGAGAAUGCAUGGAAGGUUGAUAGUAAUAUGGAUACUAGCCAAUGCUGUAUAGAUUAUGAAAUGAUAUAUUCAAUUUGAUCUGUUCAUCUUAUAUUAAGAUGGUAGUCCAAUGUCUGUUUCCAUCAAUUGAAAAACACCAGUCUCCAAAAUAUUUAAAUGGAAGCAAAAAGAGUUGUUUCAAAAAGUUGUUUCCCAGAAAAAAGUGCCAUUUUUCUUGUACAAUUAUAUUGUCACUUUAAUUGUUACUGAAAGCUAGCACUGCCAUAUAGGGUCAACAGUUUCUAUGGUAGAUACUUCUUUGACUUUAUUUGGACCACAGCAAUACAUUUCUGAUACAUACGUAAUAGCUAUUUUCCCUACACAUCAAUACAUCAUAAUACAAUAUGGUACAACAGAGAGGGAAAAUACAGAACAACCAUAUCAAAAUCUGUAUAAAAUUGUGUAUAACUGUUAUAACUGCCCUUUAGUGUAACACACCAGCUUUGCAGGCAUGCAGCACAGUAGCAACUUGUUACAUCACAUUAAACAACUUGUAACACUUAAACUUUGCACUCUUCAACAGUACUAUUUGUGAUGUACAGUUGUGCCAAUGAAAAUCAUUAGCAGUGGUAAAUGCAUGCUUUCCUAGUGUGCAAUAUGGCACUUUCAUUUUAAUUAGUUUGACUUCUAUCUGUCUUCAGUCAAUGUAAAUCUGUGGCAUACCAUUCUGUAAAUUAUGGACUUAUCAUGCGCACAAUUUGUACCCCAUGAGAUAUUUCAAUGGGGAUUUACAUGGAUAGUUAUAUUGAAAUGAAGGUAGCAUUAGAACAUAGACAUUCAAAUGGUCAAUAUUUUCACCUGAAUGUUUAUCAUUUACGUUAGCAUAUUUGUCAAUUGAAAGGUUCUGAAUAAUAAACAUACAUUGAACAGGGUAAUCGUUUUUGUUUGUUACUAUUUUACUUCAGCCUUUCUGUUACAUCAUUUCAUUUGUCAAUCCACUGUGUCUUAAACAAUUAAAGAAUAGUGAUUUGUUGGGAA
Molecule: messenger RNA, 4274 nt
Organism: Branchiostoma floridae (Florida lancelet)
Lineage: Eukaryota; Metazoa; Chordata; Leptocardii; Amphioxiformes; Branchiostomatidae
Product: sarcosine dehydrogenase, mitochondrial-like
Cellular component (GO): mitochondrion
Molecular function (GO): protein binding; oxidoreductase activity
Source: RefSeq, a predicted model, not a curated record